UCCGGUGUCCACUCUGUCCAGUAAGAUAUUAUCAGCAUUUCAGAUAUUUGUUUUAUUUAGUAUAUAGUGGUACUAAAUUUUUUAUGCUAAUCUUCCGGUUAUAGGCAGCAAGUUAACGUUGAGCCAAAGAAAGCGGUUAUUCUUCUGUUCCCAAUCCCUCAAACCCAUAUCGAGAGAAAGAGAGAGCGAGGCUUUGCGCAUUUCAAACAAACAAAAAUAAAAAGAAAAAAGAGAAAGAAAAUGUCUGCAAAGCUAUCGACCUGCUUCUUUAACCAUGGCUUUAUCAGUUUGAACUACAAUAAUAAUAAUAAUAAAAAUGUUAUUAGUUAUAAGAAGCAUGUAAAUUUGAGGUUACUGUUCGUGCCUUCUCGUCGCUUACUCCCAGCUUCAUGUAAAAUGCGGCAAAAGAAUUUCAGUUCUCAAAAUAAGAGACCACAAGGGAAGAAACUUCCUUCUGAGCAGAUUCCAACAAGUGCAAAGUUGCAGCCGAAUAGCGAUGAGGAAUCUGUACCUGAAAAUUCUGUCCCAAAUAGUGUAGAUAUGGAGCAUAUAGUACAAAAUGAAACUCUUUAUGAAGAUGAUGUUAAUACUAGGGUAGAUGUGGAGUAUAUCAAUGAACAGAAUUUGGGCACUCUAUCUGUGUCUGCCAUUGAGACUAACAGAGAUGUAGAGCAUACGGAUGGACAGAAUCUGGACAGUUUAACACUGCCUGCUGUAACAAAAGCUUUGGCCAUAAACAGAGAUGGUGGAGAGCAGCUCUCAGGAGUUCUUCUAGAGGACCUGAUAGGCAUGAUAAAAAAUGCAGAGAGAAAUAUCCUUCUUCUCAAUCAAGCUCGGGUUCAUGCACUAGAAGAUCUUCAUAAAAUUCUCAGUGAGAAGGAGUCACUACAAGGAGAAAUUAACAUUUUGGAGAUGAGAUUGGCAGAAGCUGAUGCUCGGAUUAAAGUUGCUUCCCAAGAAAAGAUACAUGUGGAGCUCCUAGAAGAUCAGCUGGAGAAGUUGCGAAAUGAGUUGAUUCACAGGGGUGGUUCUGGGAAAAGUGAGCUUGAAUUGUAUGAGAAUCAAAACAAAAUUUCAAAAGAAGAAAUGCUUUUAGCACGUGAUCGUCAUGUUCAUUCUCUUAGCAAGGAGGUUGAUUCUUUGAGGACAGAGAAUCUAGCCCUAAAACAUGAUAUCCAAGCGCUCAAGUCUAUGCUUAGUAAUGUCAAGGACACUAAUGAACACAUGGUAACUCUUGAAAAUGAACGCUCUUUUCUAGAGUCUGCUUUGAAGGAGUUGGAGUCUAAACUGUCUGUUUCUCAGCAAGACUCUUCAAAUAUUUCUGCUCUAAAGGUUGAAUGCAAGGACCUAUGGGCAAAGGUAGAAAAUUUGCAACUCUUGCUGGAUAAGGCAACUAAACAGGCUGACCAAGCCAUUUCAGUGUUACAGCAAAACCAUGAUCUCCGAAAGAAGGUUGAUAAAUUGGAAGAAUCUCUUGAAGACGCUAAUGUCUUUAAAUUGUCAUCUGAGAAAAUACAACACUAUAAUGAACUCAUGCAGCAAAAGAUGAAACUACUAGAAGAGCGUCUUCAAAAGUCUGAUCAAGAGAUACAUUCAUAUGUCCAAUUAUAUCAAGAGUCUGUGCAGGAAUUUCAAGAAACCCUUGAUAGUUUGAAAGAAGAAAGCAAGAAAAGGGCAUUAGAUGAGCCAGUUGAUGAUAUGCCUUGGGAAUUUUGGAGCCAUUUAUUGCUUACUAUUGAUGGUUGGGUGCUUGAGAAGAAAAUAUCAAGCAGUGAUGCAAAUCUGUUGAGAGAAUUUGUGCAGAAGAGGGAUCGACGCAUUCAUGAUGCAUUCAUGGCAUGCAAAGAAAAGAAUGAGCGUGAAGUUAUAUCUAAAUUCCUCCACCUGACAUCAUCCCAAGCAAGUCCAGGGUUGUAUGUCAUUCACAUUGCUGCUGAGAUGGCACCAGUUGCUAAGGUCGGUGGUUUGGGAGAUGUUGUGACUGGUCUUGGUAAAGCACUGCAGAAGAAAGGACAUCUUGUGGAGAUUGUUCUUCCAAAAUAUGAUUGUAUGCAAUACGACCGUAUUCGUGACUUGAGGGCCUUAGAUGUGACCGUAGAGUCAUAUUUUGAUGGCAAACUAUUUCAAAAUAAAGUUUGGGUUGGCACAGUUGAAGGUCUUCCUGUUUAUUUUAUUGAGCCGCAUCAUCCCAACAAGUUCUUUUGGAGAGGACAAUGUUACGGGGAGCAUGAUGAUUUCAAACGUUUUUCAUUUUUCAGUCGUGCAGCACUUGAGUUGCUUUUUCAAGCUGGCAAGAAACCAGACAUAAUUCAUUGCCAUGACUGGCAGACAGCCUUUGUUGCACCACUUUAUUGGGACUUGUAUGCUCCGAAAGGAUUGAAUUCAGCUCGAAUAUGUUUUACAUGCCAUAAUUUUGAGUACCAAGGGAGUGCAUCUGCUUCAGAAUUGGCAUCAUGUGGCCUGGAUGUCCAACAGCUAAACAGACCUGAUAGAAUGCAGGAUAACUCAGCAAAUGAUAGGGUCAAUCCUGUUAAGGGUGCAAUUGUGUUCUCUAACAUAGUGACAACAGUAUCGCCCACUUAUGCACAAGAGGUCCGAACUGCUGAGGGAGGAAGGGGCCUCCAUUCAACACUUAAUUUUCACUCAAAAAAGUUCAUGGGAAUCUUAAAUGGCAUCGAUACUGAUGCAUGGAAUCCUGCCACGGAUACUUUUCUCAAAGUGCAGUAUAGCGCUAAUGAUCUGCAAGGGAAAGCUGAAAAUAAAGCUGCUAUGAGAAGGCAUCUAGGGCUUUCAUCUGCAGAUGAUCGACAGCCAUUGGUUGGCAGCAUAACAAGAUUGGUGCCACAGAAGGGCAUGCAUCUAAUUAGGCAUGCCAUUUAUCGAACACUGGAGAUGGGUGGUCAGUUUGUACUUCUUGGUUCAAGUCCAGUUGCCCACAUUCAGAGGGAAUUUGAGGGUAUUGCAAACCAAUUUCAAAAUCAUGAUCACAUUCGGCUAAUAUUGAAAUAUGAUGAGUCUCUUUCGCAUUACAUUUACGCAGCAUCUGACAUGUUCAUCAUUCCAUCUAUUUUUGAGCCUUGUGGCCUUACACAGAUGAUAGCAAUGAGAUAUGGUUCUGUACCCAUUGCAAGACAAACUGGUGGUCUAAAGGACAGUGUUUUUGAUGUUGAUGACGACACAAUACCUCACCAAUUUCAAAAUGGAUUUACAUUUAUGACUCCUGAUGAACAGGGAGUAAACAGUGCCUUGGAGCGUGCAUUUAAUCUCUACAAAAAUGACAAGGCGAGUUGGCAACGACUUGUUCAAAAGGACAUGAAUAUAGAUUUCAGCUGGGAUUCUUCAGCAUCACAAUAUGAGGAACUUUAUGCAAAAUCUGUUGCCCGAGCCAGGGCAGCAGCAAGUCACACUUAAGCUCCAGUGCGAAAGUUUUUCAUUCGAGCAAGUCUGGAUUUGUUGACAUUGGACUGAGUUUGUCCAUAUACCUACAGCUCACAGUUCAAGAUUACAUAUACUUAUAGUUGAAGAUUUCACUAGGGUUAGAGCUGCAUUGGUGAACUCAGUACUCACUGCACCUUUCUCCCAAUUCUUUUAAUAGUUACAUUUAGUCACACCAUUCAAAUUGUUGAUAAAGCUUUAGGAAUAUUAGGUGUUUUUCUCCCUUCACCCUCCUCAGAAUGACUUCGUUGUACAACUCAUCCUUUCCUACAUAUACGAUAUAUAUCUUACACGGUAUUAUUUAAUUGAUCAGUGUAACAUAAUGUCUCCUUCUCAAAUACAAAGUACAGAUGACUGGGAAGUACAUUCGGAAAUUUAACCUUUUUCCCUAUCAAA
Messenger RNA from Theobroma cacao (cacao), 3831 nucleotides. RefSeq names its product starch synthase 4 (gene SS4). The record is from RefSeq and is a predicted model, not a curated record. Gene Ontology annotation, molecular function: alpha-1,4-glucan glucosyltransferase (UDP-glucose donor) activity. NCBI's taxonomy places the organism in Eukaryota, Viridiplantae, Streptophyta, Magnoliopsida, Malvales, Malvaceae.